CCCAUAUUUAGCAAAACAUUUGGGUCAUCAAGAGACUUCAACUUCCUGUUUUGUGUCUCGAGUGCUACUCCUCCCUCUCUGCUCUUCCUGAACAUUAAAAGCAGCUCAAAGACACUUUCCAAAACCUGCCGAACAAGGCGAGCUUGUAACAUCACCGGAGACCCGUGUGCUAAGUGUGAGAACACAGCACUUUGGCUCUCAGUAUGAAAGAAGCGUGUCGGGUGUGACCAUGUCUUCCAAGUUGCCUGAAGAGGACCUGUUAUGCCCUGUGUGCUGUGACAUCUUCAGCGAUCCCGUCCUGCUCCCAUGCAGCCACAGCUUUUGCCGGUCCUGUCUGCAGAACUUUUGGGAAAGGUCACUUUUCCGGAGCUGUCCCGUUUGCAGGAGGAGAGUCUCGAAAAAACAAGCUCCAAGCAACUUGGCUUUGAGGAACCUGUGCGAGGCCUUCAAGCAGACCCAGAACUGGAGAUCUGAAAACGAUGAGAAGAUGUUGUGCCCACAGCACGGUGAGAAAAUGAAGCUCUUCUGCAUAGAUGACCAGCAGCCCAUCUGCGUGGUGUGCCAAACUUCAAGAAUGCACAAGGGUCACAACUGCACUCCCACAGACGAGGCCGCGCUGGACUGUAAGGAGAAACUUGAUUCUGCUUUGAAGACACUCAAAGACAACUUUGAUGUUGUGAUGAAACUUAGAAUGACUUCAGCUGUGACAGUCGAGCACAUCAGGAGUCAGGGUCAGCUAAUAGAGAAGCAAAUAAAGCAUCAGUUCAUGGAGCUUCACCAGUUCCUGCAUAAAGAAGAGGAGGCUCGGCUCUCUGUGCUCAAGGAGGAAGAGACGAAGAAGAUUGAUGAUAUAAAGAAAAGAGAUGAAGAGCUGAUGAACAGGAUCUUUUCUCUCUCUGAGAUCAUCAGUCGCACAGAGCAGGACAUCGCAGCUGAUGAUCUGACGCUGCUGCAGAAUUUCAAUUCUGCCAUGGAGAGAACUCAGAGUUCACCUCCAAAUCCAAAAGGGUUUCAUGGGGCACUAAUAGAUGAAGCCAAGCACUUGAGCAACCUGAAGUUCAGGGUUUGGGAGAAUAUGCAAGAAGUCGCUCCAUACUUCCCUGUGACUCUGGACCCGAACACAGUGCACCCGUGUCUCAGGCUGUCAGACGACCUCAGUAGUGUCCAUUACAGCAGCCUGGGUCGUCCUCUCCCCACCAAUCCUGAGCGCUUCUCUGUGAGUGCAGAGGUCCUCGGCUCGACAGCCAUCGAUUCUGGCAUGCAUGCCUGGGAGGUGGACCUGGCAGAGAGCAAUGACUGGAUCCUGGGUGUAGCUAGCGUGUCUGUUAAGAGGGACUUGGAGGUCCCGGCACGACCGGAGAACGGGUUCUGGACACUGUGCAUGCGGGAUGGAGAGUACAGAGCCAUGGUGUCUCCUGUAAAAACACUGAAGUCGGACAAAAAGCUACAGAAAGUGCGAGUGGAAGUGGACUGGGAUGCAGGGAAUGUUUGUUUCUUGUGUCCUGAGGACGGGGAAAUGCUGUACAAAUUCACACAAGGGUUCACGGACAAGGUGGUGCCGUAUUUCUACACGCAGAGUACAAAGCCUCUGAGGAUUGUACCACAGCUGGUGAUGAUUUCUAUGAAGAAAAACUGAGACUUAUUGAAUGAAUGUGUUAACAGGAAGAAGCUUAUGAUAAGCAGAGCAUGAGUUCUCACCACUUCAAACCUGCCAGUGUUGGCUCCUCGAGCAAAGCUUUAAUCCUCAAUUUCUCAAUUUGGUUCCCAAAAAGUCACAUAAAACACACUUUUACCCUAAACAAGGAAUUCAAAUUUUAUGCUCAUGUCUGUAUAUAUAACUGUACUGGCUGUUUUUUUUUCUAAUGAUAAUGUGGUGCCUGGUGCUCAUUUGCAUAUUAGAAUUUGAUUGGCCCUUGUGUUUUAUGAUGUCAUAACACCUGCCAGAUACAUAUUCAGCACUAACACGAUUUACUACUCAGUUAUUCAGCUUCCUUGGAUUUGCGUUUCCUUGAUUAAAAACCUAAACAUCAUUGGGAAGUGCUUCAUAACUGCCAGGAGGCGGAGUCAAAUGGAACACUGGACAUGAGACGAGAAUGAGACACCGGUUGAAGGGAUUUAUCCACACAUGUUUAUGCCAAGGGCCAAUCGAGAGUCAGCAACUAGUGUAUUUUUGGGAGGUGGGAGGAAACCACAGAGUUCGGGAGUAAACCAGAUGAGAACAGGAAAAAUGUGUGACAUCUCCAGAUAAGGUUGCUGGGAUAGACUCCAGGCCUCCCAUGACCAUGUGUAGAGGAUGAGUGUUGAACAAAUAAUAAUAAUAAUGUCAUCUUGGAAAACAUAAAUUAAAUAUUUUAUAAUAUUGAUUAUAAUUGAAUAAAGAUGUGUAUUUUAAUGUA
This is a messenger RNA of Clarias gariepinus (North African catfish), 2396 nucleotides long. RefSeq names its product zinc-binding protein A33. Gene Ontology annotation, molecular function: zinc ion binding; protein binding. Bases 230 to 1636 code for a protein of 468 amino acids. The transcript has 6 exons. The record is from RefSeq and is a predicted model, not a curated record. Lineage: Eukaryota; Metazoa; Chordata; Actinopteri; Siluriformes; Clariidae.